UUCAUAUAUGUGUUCCAAAUCUUUGAGUUUCGAUGUCAAAUGGGCAAACAGUUUUUAUGACUCAGUAUGCAAAGAUAAUCAAACGCGAACAGUCGAAAUUUAAAGGAACGGAAUAUUGUGAAAGAAAUUCAAAUUAAGAAUUCACAUUUCGUAUCAGCAUUACUUAAAUGUUUCGAGCUAUUAAUAUAGAAGUAUUGAGCAUUUGCCUGGUACUUCUAUGCCUGCAAAGUGAUGCACAACAACAAAAUCACUGUUAUGAUGGCCAAUUCCAAUGCGACAAUGGGCAGUGCAUAGAUGCUACUCGCAAGUGCGAUUUGUCUAAGGACUGUCAGGAUGGCAGUGAUGAGACAUUUGCGCAAUGUCAUGAUAUGGAGUGUAUAGAAAGACACUGCGCCUACGGCGCAUGUUUCAAGCGCUCCCAGAUGUGUGAUGACAUACCCAAUUGCUGGGAUGGUACUGAUGAGAACUGGUUCGAAUGUUUCCCAGAUGAAAAUUCAGUCUUUGAGAAAUUGGUUGGUGACUGCCGUAAUCCUAAUUUUCCGCAAUUUCAAUGCAAAGAAUCGAAGGAAUGUUUGCUUGAGAGUCAGCAAUGCAAUGGCGUUGCGGACUGUAGCGAUAAAUCAGAUGAAAGUCAUGAAUAUUGUUCACGAAUCCUUUGUCGUGAAGACUCAUUUGUCUGCGCUUACGGUGCCUGCAUUCGCAAAUCGGAGGCCUGCAAUCACGUUGUCGAUUGUCACGACGGCUCCGAUGAGCUGGGUGCCAUAUGCAAAAAGUGGCAUAAUAUAACCUCAAAUGAGAAAUGGUACGUUGAACGAAGGCAAAUUGAACAUGAAACACUUAUUCCGAUUCCAACUACUGAAACCAAGCCACAAACUACUGGAAAGCGUUGCAAUGUGACGGGAACUGCACUGCGGCUAAGGACCAUGUACAACGAUCCUCCAUAUAUGGGCAACGGAACCAUUUCUCAUCAGACCACUGUGCGCCUGUCCUGUACUCAGAACCACUUCCUCAUGGGCGACGAUGUGAAUGCUUGCGACAAUGGUCAGUGGAAGGCACCAUGGCCAGAAUGCGUGAGGGUUUGCAGACGUCAUACGAUCAUAAAUGAUCCCAGUAUUCGAGCUUCUUGUAUUAAUGACAAUAACAUCAUCGACUGUGUCUCAGACCCAUUAGUGGUGGGCAGCAGAGCAAUCGUCCAGUGUGCUCCGGGCUAUAAGUCGAGUGGUACCAUUGCACAAAGUGAGCGCAUCUGUGAUAUUGAAGCAAAAUGGGUUAAGCUGACAAGUGGAAGCAACCAACAACAUGGGAAAAUGAAAUGCAUUCCCGACUGCGGCAGAUAUUUAAAUACAGUUGAUAAAUUUCCAUGGCUUAUCAGCAUAUUCGAGCGAUUGGGGCAUACAUAUGUAUUCCGUUGCCUGGGCGCAAUUAUUGAUCCAUUUUAUGUGUUGACUGCGGCCGACUGCUUUUCAAGACAUCCGAUUGCACCUAUUAACUAUGUAAUAGUCCUGGGCAAUCAUUCAGUUACAUUCCUUCCAGGGGUAGAACACGGCUACGAAACCAGUAAUGUUGCCCAUAUCGAGUUGGAUAAAUUUAAUCCUUUAGCACUUCUGAAAGUGAUAAAUCCAUUUGUACUCUCGGCAAAAGUGCGACCGAUUUGCUUGAACAACUUUACCGAAAGCAAUAUGCAAACGAAUUUGAAAACUUUGGGUGAACCUAUUGUAGUGCACAGAAGAGAUGAGAAAAUUUAUUCCCUAACUCACAUUCAAAAUACUCAAAGUUUGAUUGAUAUGAAUCAGUUUAACGACAGAAUUAAAAAUAAGCUGAAGUAUAAUAGAUAUAAACUAUAAACAGAAUAUUCUUUUAUUUCAUUAAUAUUCUUUUAAAUUUCAAGCAAAAAGUUG
Messenger RNA from Drosophila grimshawi, 1898 nucleotides. RefSeq names its product modular serine protease. The record is from RefSeq and is a predicted model, not a curated record. Lineage: Eukaryota; Metazoa; Arthropoda; Insecta; Diptera; Drosophilidae. The coding region runs from base 168 to 1844 and encodes 558 amino acids. Gene Ontology annotation, molecular function: serine-type endopeptidase activity; protein binding. Gene Ontology annotation, cellular component: plasma membrane. Gene Ontology annotation, biological process: proteolysis. The transcript is spliced from 4 exons.